Messenger RNA from Notodromas monacha, 538 nucleotides. Lineage: Eukaryota; Metazoa; Arthropoda; Ostracoda; Podocopida; Cyprididae. The record is from the annotation of a GenBank genome assembly.
UAUUUUGCAGAAGAGGGUGUUUUCUUCCCUACUUUUGAUUCACGAUGUCUAAGCGAGGACGAGGAGGAACCGCAGGAGCGAAGUUCCGGAUUGCGCUUGGUUUACCCGUAGGCGCUGUCAUGAACUGCGCUGAUAACACCGGUGCCAAGAACUUGUUCGUGAUCGCGGUUUACGGCGUUGGUGGUCGAUUGAAUCGACUUCCAUCCGCUGCUGUCGGCAAUAUCAUCGUGACGACCGUGAAAAAGGGAAAGCCCGAGUUGAGGAAGAAGGUCAUGCAAGCAGUUGUUAUCCGUCAACGCAAGCCGUUCCGAAGGAAGGACGGUUCGUUCAUCUACUUUGAAGACAAUGCUGGGGUCAUCGUCAACAACAAGGGAGAAAUGAAGGGCUCGGCCAUCACAGGACCUGUGGCAAAGGAAUGUGCAGACUUGUGGCCUAGGAUUGCCUCUAACGCAAGCAGCAUUGCGUGAUGGAAGCGGAAUAAUUUUUCUAGAAUUUUUCCGCGCUGUUGGAAGCAUUAAAAACUUUCCGCAGCCCCGCA